Saxophila tyrrhenica is the source of this 5118-nucleotide messenger RNA. RefSeq lists its product as uncharacterized. NCBI's taxonomy places the organism in Eukaryota, Fungi, Ascomycota, Dothideomycetes, Mycosphaerellales, Extremaceae. The record is from RefSeq and is a predicted model, not a curated record. The coding region runs from base 1 to 5118 and encodes 1705 amino acids. Gene Ontology annotation, molecular function: actin filament binding; phosphatidylinositol-4,5-bisphosphate binding. The transcript has 3 exons. Gene Ontology annotation, biological process: barbed-end actin filament capping; actin filament severing.
AUGUCGUCUGUUGAUCCACCUUCCACCUCCGCGUCCAACACGAAUCCCGCGGACGACGACCUCGACCCCGCUGCGUUCAUCAGAUCUGUCCGCGAACUGUCUGAGAAACGAGAAAGAGAAGACGCCGAACGAUAUCGCAAACUGGAAGAAGAGGUUGCGCAGGGAAGACGGGAGAGAGCGGCGCGGCGAGCUGAACGCGCGCGGUCAAUCAGUCCGGAGAAGCUCGAUAUCGCAUCCACUGCACCUCUGGAGUCAUCGCCAGAUGUCACUCGUUUCGAACCGAUAAACACGCCGACCGCAAUGGAUUCCUCAGCGCCAGAAUCGCCUACGAAGGACAUCCCAGAAUUCAAGGGCUUUGGGUCACGAACAUCAUCCGCGGACACAGCAGCGCCUGCGCGUGCAGAAUCUUCCGCAUCGAAGCCAUCGCAGAGCGCAUCGAGCCUGGCUCGAUCGGGCACGCUGUCAUGGCAGCAGAGGCCGAGUUCAAGAGGUGGCGGAAGCAGUAGCAGGCCGAAGUCAAUGGUCCUUCCGGACACCAGUAGACCUACGAGCAGUAGCAGUAGUGCAGCAGCCACGGACGCUGAGCCUUCACGCGACCAAAUCGCGGCAUCGCUUGGGUCAAGAGACCCUUCAUGGUUCAGGCAGACUGCGGACAGAGGGAUGGGGAGCGCAGCAUACAGGAGGAGCAAAGAUGAAACAGGGUCAGCCUCUCCGGACACCUUCUCGUCGGGCAGACGAGGUCUUCCUGGCAUGUCAAGAGAACUACCGCUUGAGCCUACAGAAGCUACAAGUCCAGCACCCUCAGACAGCAUCGCAUCAGAGACGGCGUCUCGCGGUGGCUCUGUGAGGGGUAGCACCGUCUCGAGUGCAGGCUUCUCGACCGUGCGGACAUCGACCAGCAGCAAGCCCGACCUGAAAUCUCUCAUUGCGGCGGACCAAGAGCAGGAGAAGGCUGCGCCUUCCUCAGACUACGCAUCUUCCAUCACAGACGGAGAGCAAGCAAAGACUGGCCGCACAUUGACCAUGUCGUCUUCACAAGCUCGUUUGGCUGAGGCUACAGAGCGGCCAUCGUCUCCUACCAAAGGCCAGGGCGGUUUUGUACGGAGCGCGAUGAUGAGAAGGGGAGACAGCGUCAGCAAGCGAUGGAGCGCACAACCUGGUCCAAGUCUGAGCAGAGAAAAUUCCAUCGCCAGUGCGAGGAGUGGCUUUGGAGGACUCACAGGAUCGUACAGCGUGCCGAAACUCGAGCCCACGCCAAGCAGCAGAGAGACGAGCAAUGAGCCAUCUUCUCAACCGACUUCAAGCAGCACCAACGUCAGCAACAUGACCGCGACCCAAGACGACAAGGAUGUCUUCGUCAAGCCUUCGCUUCCUCGAGCCCAUAGCAGGAGCAAGUCGAUCGCUUCCAACUACAGUACCACCGCGGAGGAAGGCCACACCUCACCUUCUUCAAGCCCAUCGAAGCGGUGGAGCCCGCAAAAGUCGAGCUGGCUUGAGAGCGCAAUUACGAAGCCAGACUCUCCUAAACCUGCACCGGCAGCACGGAACAGCCAGCCGAGCUGGAUGGCUGACAUCGCAAAGGCCAAGGCUCAGAAAGCCAGUGGGGGUGACACUACGCCAAAGCCGGCCGAAGAUGCGGGCUCAAGACCAGGUUCGCCAACCAAAGCGCCGUUUGGUCAGGGGAUGCUCAAGCGGUCGGAGUCAAGGGAUCGGGGCACGCCGCGAAGCUCGACGCCUAAGCCUGUUGAAGGGCCGACUUCCAGGCCGGCGUCUCCAACUAAGGCAUACUCUGAUCGAAAGACGUUACAGCGGCUAGACUCGAGAGAUCUGGGUGCUGCGCGGAGCUUGACUCCAAAGCCGCUGGAUGUGUCGACACCGAGGUCUGGGUCGCCUACCAAGGUAGGCUUUGGGCAGUCUUCAAGCCAGAGAGACUCGCAAAGCUUGUCAAGGUCUUCAAUGCCCCUCGCACGACCGAGCAUUGACCAGCCUGCUGCCAAAAUUUCAGACAUCUCAGCACCAUCAGUCAAGCCAGGCCCUGUGCAAACUACAGACGCUGUACCAGAGGCUACCUUGCAGAAGGACGAUACGAAGCCGAUGCCGCCUUCGGAGAGCACUCAAGUGUCCACGGAAGCACCUGCACCAACCGCGGUCAAGCCAGCCCGGCCUAUAGAUCUCAAGCCCAAGCCAGAAGCUCCGCCCAAACCUCGGACAGACUUUCGAAGCACACUUCGCGCCCGUGCUCCAACAGAGUCAAAAACACAAGAGACACCCGAAUUCCUUUCAAAGUUUGGCCAGCUCAAGAAGACCGAUACCCAGAACUACGUUGCGCCGGAUGUUCUCAAGGACAACAUAUUGCGUGGCAAAUCGGACCUCGCAAAGACCGGUGGACCGGUGAAAACGCAAAGGAGAGAUGAGCUCAAAGAGUCUCUGCUGGCUAAGAAGGAGCAGUGGCAGAAGGAGAAAGAUGAGGGUGUCGUGCAUGAGCGGAAGGUUAGCAACCCACCGCAAACACCACAGAAGCCGGAGGCACUGGCCAAGCGUGAGAUGAUGGGCCGACCUGAAGGUGUGAAGAUGGCGGCGAGCCCCGAGAAGCCGAAGACUGCUACACCUGAAGCACUUGCCCGACACAAGAGCUUAAAGGAUAAGCCCAAGUCCGAGGUUGCAAUGCCUGAAUUGGAGAAGCAGACGAGCGCUCCUGCCAGCAGCAAUGUGCAACCUGUACAGACCAAGCAGGCGAGUGAGACGAGCAGGAUGGCUGCGCGGUUCAAUCCAGGUCUAGCAGGCAUCCUUGCUCGUGGCCCCCCGCAAGCAAGCAGUGGCUCGAACCCAUCCUCUCGACCUGAGAGCUCGGCAGCGGCACCUCGCUCCUCAACACCUCUUCCGAGUCCACCAUCUGAGCCACCUGCCGAAGGAGCCCAGCUCCAGGACAUGCGGAAAGGGCGUGCGAAGGGUCCGAAGCGGCGCAAGGGUGGUGCUCCAGCUGUUGAGCCCGACACCACUGCGUCGGCGAUUGCCGAGCCUUCUCCACCGCCGAUGAACACUCAAGCUACACCGGAUUUCGAGCAGCGAGCUCGCGUGGAAGCAGAGCCUCCUCUGAACGAGAAGACUAAGCCUCGCGCUUUGCCUGGCUCAGCUGCCUCGCUUAUGGUGUCUUCCUUACAAAAGCGGGCGCCCUCACCAGAGAAGCCGCAGUCAACGGCAGCGGUACCCUCGCCGGUUGCGCCAUCAACGCCAAAGGUCGCAGAUGAUAAGCCUACGCUCCCGGCCAAGAGUUCAUUAAUCGGCCUGACACGGAGACCCGAGAAUGCUCAAGCUACCCCUUCGCAGAGCCCCGUCGUUGGCUCGAAACCAUCCACACUUCAGCAACGACCUGCUGAGGUUCCCAAGGCAGAUGUUCCGGAGUUCAAAGGUUUCGGCCCAGUCAAGAGAGCUACAGCUGGCCGUGAAGACAACAAGGAGAACGCGGACGAGAGCUCACCUUCUGUCAAGUCCGCAGCCUCGAUGUGGGGAAGGCCUGCCUCAGCUUCUUCGCAAAAGGUAGCAAUGUCCUCUCAGAUCCAGCUGCCUUCGAAGCGGGAUGAGGAGGCGGCGAUGAGAUCUGCUGGUUUGCUGGCUUCCAGCCCCAGUCGCCCGACAUCCAGCAAUGGUCCCUCCGGUUCGCCCAAUCGCGCUAACGAUAGCAUGGAUAUGUCUCCCUCUGUUGGUGCUCCUCCGAAGCCCAACAAGCCUUCAAGAGUUGUCAGCGGGCAGCUCUUGGAGGCUUCUCCGAGCAAAGGCUUAGCCACUUCGCCUGAGCGGCCCACACACGAGACCAAACGGAAGCUUGAAGAGGCCUUCGGCUCCGUCCCCAGAUCCUCCGGCCCUCUGACCAUCGACGUCAACGCCCUAAUCACAAGCAGCCCCCACCAAGAUCGCAUCUUCCGCACCGUCCGCAAAACUGUCUACCUUGCCACCGAAGCCAAUGAUCUCAAGCAGCUCCAACCGCAGGAAGACUACACCUUCUUCGACGAGCGCGUGUACGCUUGCCACCACACCUACGCCAUCGGCGACGGCCCGAAGAAGAACGAAAUAUUCCUUUGGGUCGGCGAGCUGGCGUCCGGUGACGCUGUUGAUCAGGCGCAAGCGGCUGUUAAGAAGUUGGCUAAAGAGGCUGGGAACGCUUUCGUGCACACUGUGCGCCAAGGCACUGAGAUACCUGGUUUCUUGCAGGCGCUUGGUGGGAUUCUGGUUACCAGAAGGGGCGCGGGGGAGAGGUCGAGUAGGCAGUAUAUGCUUUGUGGACGGAAACAUUUGGGGCAGAUCGUUUUUGAUGAGGUGGAUUUUGCUGUCGGGAGUUUGUGUUCGGGGUUCGUGUACCUGGUCUCGUACCCGGUGACGUUGCAAGAGACGAGGCUGUAUCUCUGGAAAGGCUCUGCGUGCUCUGCCGAGGAGAUCAGCGCUGCGAGGUUGGCUGCGAUGGAUCUCAGCGAAACCCGCGACGUGAUCGAAGUCGACGACAAAGCGGAGUUCGCUAGCUUCUUGAAGAUCUUCGGCCCCGAUACGACGAGGGACAGCGUGCCCAAGGCUGAGCAGAUAUGGCAAGUCAAAGCUCAGGAUUCUGGCCGAUUCUCCUCCCGCCUCUUCCGUAUACAGGCGGAGGAGACGAAGCAAGGUUUCUUCGGCGGCAUGUUCACUCGACGACCCAGCUGGAACAGCCAGUCGCCUGCUCGCAAUCCUGCUGUGAAUGUCAAGGUCUCCGCGCAGGAGAUCAGCCCGUUCACGCAAGCGGAUCUGGAUGUUGACGGGAUAUACCUGCUCGAUGCGCAUAGUGAGCUCUGGAUUCUGCUUGGGCCGAUGUUCGCUUCGCAGCCGGAACAUGUGAAGAACGCGCUGUUCGGGCAGACGCUGCUGUUGGCUUCGGAGUAUGCUUUGGCUGCGACUUCGCUUGAGGAUCGACCGAGCGUGCCGAAGGGGAUGGUGUUGCUUUCGGGCACGCCGGCGCAUUUCAAGAUGCUGUUUAGACAUUGGGAUGACACAGGUCUUUGGGGGACGGGAAGGUUGAUGGCGGGGUCGAGGGGCCAGGAUGAUGUUGAUGUGUUGGAGUUGGAGGAGGUUAUGGGUGUUGCUUGUGAUGAGUGA